GCUUCUUCAACAGCGACAAAGGCUUCUGAUUCAACCAACGUGGUGGUUUGCUAGCGAACUUUAAACCGAAAUAUUGAAGCGUUUAAGACAAAUCUUGUGUAUAUUACUCUUAGUGUUUUAAACACAAUUCUGUGUACAUAUCUACUAGUUCAUUGAAACGUAGAUUGCUUGUUAAAUUAGCUAAUGUGGUACAUUUAUACUGCACUAGGCUAAUCGCCCGGAACAUGAGCUCACUAAACUCGACGGAGAAAGAAGCUCUGGUGAACGGAGAGGAAGAAGCUUUCAGGAUGAAAAGGGAGGAAGAGGAGGCUAUCGCAUUGAAAGAAGAAGAGGAUGAUAUUACAGUGAAAGAGGAAUAUGGGAACGAGGUUGUGGAAGAGGACGAGGUAGAAGCAUUCAGAAUCAAAAAGGAGGAAGAUGCUGUAAUUUUGAAAGAAGAGGAAGAACCUUUUGGAGUAGAAGAGGAAGAGGAGGCUAUCUCAAUUAAAGUGGAGGAGGAAGACGUUUUGGGAGUGAAAAAGGACGAGGCUGAAGAUUCGAGAGAGAGACAUGACUAUGGUGGAUCCUCUGGGGAGCCUCAACAACAUCCUGAUGCUGAAGAGGCAGAGAAGAGUCUCUCCAGAUCAGAACACCAGAUGGACAACGCUAGCCCUUCCUCCCUCCCGGAGUCCCCGUGGCGUGCCUCUCCCGGUAGCACCAUACUGCUGGGUAUGAAGAGGUUGUCUGUGCUGCUGGUGGACUGCAGGAAAACAAAGGGGCUGAGUGGAACUGUGAGAGGAGGAGAAGAGAAGAAAGGAUCAGAUUUGACACAUCAAAGUUGCUAAGAGCUGGCAGCUCUGCAUGGAGGAAUGGGCCAAAAUAC
Molecule: messenger RNA, 862 nt
Organism: Oncorhynchus tshawytscha (Chinook salmon)
Lineage: Eukaryota; Metazoa; Chordata; Actinopteri; Salmoniformes; Salmonidae
Product: GRB10-interacting GYF protein 2-like
Exons: 4
Coding region: 225-824 (199 amino acids)
Source: RefSeq, a predicted model, not a curated record